Messenger RNA from Ramularia collo-cygni, 1503 nucleotides. Its product is annotated as related to multidrug resistant protein. Gene Ontology annotation, biological process: transmembrane transport. Gene Ontology annotation, molecular function: transmembrane transporter activity. The transcript has 4 exons. The record is from RefSeq and is a predicted model, not a curated record. Lineage: Eukaryota; Fungi; Ascomycota; Dothideomycetes; Mycosphaerellales; Mycosphaerellaceae. The coding region runs from base 1 to 1503 and encodes 500 amino acids.
AUGGCGCCCUCGCCACCAGACUUCCCACCUCCAAACCCCCAAGAACACCUCGUAACAUUCUCCCCCACAGACCCCAAAAAUCCCCGAAAUUUCCCCCUCUGGCGAAAAUGGUCCAUCAUAGCCUCCAUAACUUUGAUAGACCUUACAGUAUCCUUUGGAGCAUCAGGCUACUCCCCCGCAACCGAAAAUCUCAUCUCCCACUUCGGCGUGAGCGCUGAAGUGGGGACUUUGGGACUAUCUCUCUAUGUACUAGGUCUAGCUCUCGGUCCCAUGUCUCUGGGUCCUUUGAGCGAAUACUAUGGUCGCACACCUUUAUACAUCUUACCUUAUGGAACAUUCCUGUUAUUUCUAAUUGGAACGGCUUUGGUGCAGAAUAUAGCCGGAUUUCUAAUUCUGCGAUUCUUCUCUGGAAUGUUCGCCAGUGUCACGAUAGCGAAUUUCGGAGGCACGAUUGCGGAUCUCUGGCCGCGAGAGAGUGUUGGACCGGCCAUGUAUAUUUUCCUGUGGGCUGCGGUGUGUGGUUCUCCCAUGGGGUUUUUUCUCAUGUCUUUUGUGGCGGAACAUCAUGGCUGGAGGACUGUGUUUUGGGCUUUGGUGGGGAUCUGUGGGGGUUCUUGGGUCAUUAUGGUGGUGGUGUUGGUGCCGUUUGCGAAUGAGACGCGGCAUUCUGUGUUGUUGAGACGGCAGGCUGGGGAGUUGAAUAGGAGGAAUGAUGGGAAUAGGUAUGUCGUUCCUGAGGAGAUGAGAGCGAAGACUGUGAGGCAGUUGUUUGGGGUUACGCUCUCGAGACCGUUUCGAUUCUUGUCUACGGAGUUGAUUGUGAUUUUUUGUGCGCUUUAUAAUGGGUUCUUGUAUGGUUUGUCUUUUCUGUUUAAUGGGGCUUUUUCGCUUGUGUAUGGCGAGAAGGGGUAUGGGUUUGAUACACGAGGGGUUGGACUUACGUUUCUUGGGUUGGUUGUUGGGAUUUCUUUGGGGCCGUUCAUCAGUAUCUUGCAAGAGAGGCAUUAUCAGAAAGAGAUAAGGAUCGAUGGUGCUGAGCAGGAAGAGGAUGGGAGGCCGUUGAAAGUCAAGUACAAGCCAGAGGCAAGAGUCCAGCAGGGGAAGAUUGCCGGUGUCACACUUCCGAUCAGCUUGUUCUGGUUUGCUUGGACAUCGCCGCCGCAGUAUGAUAUCCACUGGAUCGUCCCAGUCAUGGCGACUGCGCUAUUCGGGUGGUCGUUCUACACGCUCAUCCUGACCACCUAUCUAUAUGCUGAAGAAAGCUACCUCCACUUCGCAGCGAGUGCAUUGGCAGGCAUCGGUCUGAUUCGUAACCUCUUCGGCUGCGUCUUCCCUCUCUUUGGCAAACAGAUGUUCACUGGCUUGGGAUAUAAUUGGGCGGGAACAAUACUGGCCUGCGUGGCUGUCCUCUUAAUGCCCAUUCCCUUUAUUUUAGAGAAAUAUGGGCCACAGCUUCGGGCGAGAAGUCCCUACGCAAGGCAACAUAUGGAUGAUGUGGAUUGA